This is a messenger RNA of Cloeon dipterum, 818 nucleotides long. RefSeq names its product protein dpy-30 homolog. Gene Ontology annotation, cellular component: Set1C/COMPASS complex. Bases 61 to 405 code for a protein of 114 amino acids. The transcript is spliced from 4 exons. The record is from RefSeq and is a predicted model, not a curated record. NCBI's taxonomy places the organism in Eukaryota, Metazoa, Arthropoda, Insecta, Ephemeroptera, Baetidae.
GCCCACUUGGCUACCGAGGGCGCCCUAGCCCUACAUGAAGUUUGUUUUGGUUGAGAAACGAUGGCUUCAGUUGACAAUGCAACUCCAGAGAAGCAGCCCGAGGAGUCCUCGGACGCUGUCCUGUCGCCUGACAACAACGGCGCACCGGAGGAGUCGGUUCCAGAAUUGCUAGGAAAGGCACCUGACUUGGCCGCAACGAUGGAAGAAGCGAGCGGCGAGCCUCCGAGGAAGAAGCCGGGUGUCGAGUUACAUUCCUUGCCAACGAGACAGUACCUAGACCAGACAGUUGUGCCUAUUUUGCUGCAGGCUCUUUCAACUCUUGCCAAAGAAAGGCCACCAGACCCAAUCACUUACCUGGCGAACUACCUUCACAAACACAAGGGGAACUUCGAUUCCAGUAAUUAGCUGUGAAUUGCAAUAUUUGAUUUGUUGAUCACUGCAGCAUUUUCUGUUAAUUUUGUAAAAAUUCUCACAAUUACGGGAUCAUAACCAAGUAAGAGCACCAAUCGGAUAAUUUUAUAAGACCAAAAAUCCUUGCGAUUUUGUUGAGAUUCGUUAAUUCAAAUUUGAAUUGAUUCGUCACUUUUUAGAAAUGUUUUCGUAAAUUAAGGACUAAUAUUUUUAUAUGGAAAGUAAAGACAAUUAGCAGAGUCAAGAUGGUUAGUUAUAAUAUGACAUUUUUAAGCUAAAAGUUGCAUGUUUUAUAGAAAAGCCAAAGCGGCUGUUGAUUUGCUGUUGGUAUUAUUCGCAAAAUUGGCCGUUAAAGUUCAGUCUCUGUGGUUUUAUUUGUCAAAAAUAAAAAGCAAUCGAAAUUGUAA